AUGAGCAGUGAGGGCGUGGCUGUGUGUGGGUGCGUGAACGCAUGUAUAUUUAACCCCAUCUUUCUCUCUCUGUGUGUUUCUCAGCGUGUCGGCCUUGGAGAUGAGAAUCACGCCAACUCGGAACGAUCCCCUCUCUUUGUGCAGUUCAUCGACUGUGUGUGGCAGAUGAUGAGACAGAUGCCGCUCCAUCAGAAUCUGAGUUAUUGUUUUUGCGUGAAGAACGUGGAGGAGCUCCAGAGAGAGGCCACGUCAUCCUGCUCCAUCUCCUCAUCCUCAGAGCAUACUUCUCCCUCCUCACAUAGUGGAGGCGGUUCAGCUGGACGGAGAGAUCCUGCAUGCGCUGUGAAGCGAGUGUGUUCUGUGGCGUAUCGGCACCUGGACAAGCACAAGAUCGAGCCGGUGCUCUACAUGAUGGAGUGGUUCAUGUGCGCCUUCUCCAGAACUCUGCCCUGGGCCUCGGUCCUCAGAGUGUGGGACAUGUUCCUGUGUGACGGAGUGAAAAUGAUAUUCUGUGUGGGUUUGGUGGUGUUGACGUCCAUGCUGGGUACUCGGGAUAAGCUCAAGGCCUGUCCGGGUCAGUAUGAGACCAUGGAGGUCCUCAGAGCGAUUGAGCCUAGAUACAUGCAGGAGGGCUUCUUCGUGCUCCAGGUUCUGGAGUUGCAGGUAUCGGCACAGGACGUGGAACGUGAGCAACGCACGCAGCUGAAGCGCUGGAAGAAGAAGCACGGCGAGCCCGGCCCCAAACUCCCUCAGAGAAUGCACAGUGCUCGCACCAUCAUGGCCACCGAGCCUCAUACACACCAAGACCUCCGCCAGAAACCCACCAUUAUGGUCCAGUACCCAUCGGUCCCUGAGGAGAAGUCCGAGCCGAACCUCAGGAAGAAGAGAGGGAGCCUGAAGAAAAACCAAGCCCUCAUUCCGAACCCCUACGCUCUACCUGGCGAGUCUAAACCUAGUCAGAUAUUGGACAUACAGCUUCUGAACCAGGAAAAUCUCAAUCUUGUACUUCCAAAUACACCAUCACAUCCACCACGGCUCCCUACAAUGCAGGAAAAUCAGGUCAAAGAGACGAGCACUUCUACAGAGCGACUCGUGCAGCGUCCUCGAAUUCCUCCAUCGAUAAGAAACUGGCGGAAUCUAUCCCUCUGCAACAUCUAUCCCUCCUUACUGCUCCUGUACACGGAUCACCUUCAGCGUAGCGUCCUCACCUGCUGAAAUGUGCUCCUGUCCAAUCCGGACAACCUGACCAUGAUGAGCUCCUUAAUAAUACAUAAAACUCAGCCACCAUUUUGGAUCCAUCUACACACUCAAGCCCUCUGCUAACGCACAACGCACCUGCCACCCACGACUCUCCUGCUGCUCCCGAGUACAAAAAGAACACUCAUUGAUUUUUUUUUUUUUUUUUUUUUUUUGUGCGUGUUAAACAGUGUGAUACGUUGAGGAAUUGAUUAUUGGCACACGUCUACUGAAUAGCAAGGAUCGUUAAGUCUUUAACGUGUGUAAACUAUACUUGUUAUAAACUAUACGUGUUAUAGUUUACACCGGAGGAACUGCAAACAAUCUGAGAGAGGACCACACUUGGUCCAAAAAUGUACACACACUCCACAAAAACUCUGCAGUGCCUGAGGAGUGUUUACUCGCUCCAGUCUUCAGAAGGGAAACUACCUACAGAUUCACUUUUGAAAGACUUUCACAGGCAUCACAAACAUUUGUUUAUAUUACACUCGUAUCAAUUUGGCAGGUUUUUUUCUUCUUAAUCCGAAGCAACCACCACUUCUUUGUGUUUGUAUUUCACAAAUUUCCUUACCACAUCUUACAAGAGCUGCACGACAAUCACAACAAUCCUGUACAAUAGGCACAGCCUUUUCAUUAACAUAAUCAGUGAAAUAUCUACUCUGUCUGUAUACUUUACACGCAAACAAAACAACUCAAGCUGAGAACUUUAUUGCUGAUUCACGUUAUACCACACCGCCUUCUAAUAUAGAUCUGAUCUAUAUUAUAUACACGUGUACCUUAGAUAACGCCUCUCUGAACGCCAUGGUGGGACGUUCCCGAGCUGAAGUACUGUACAAGUCCUAAGCAUUAGAUCACCCCAAUUACUCUUGUAUACUCUUUCCAUACCGUCGUGAUCUUUGCCUGACGAAGCCAUACACAAAUCAUAAUUGACAUUUGGGGCCUAAUUCUAAAAUCACCACAUACAAAAUGCACAACCAUUUUGUCUUGCUGCCAUCACAAAAUAAUAAUGUUUAAACCUUAAGUAACAGAGUCACGGAGGGUGUAUAUAUUUUUCCACACUACAUGAAGUUUGGGGAUCCUUAUAGACUGUGGAACAGAAGUGUACUCAGUGUGUCUCCACCGUUUUAUUUCAUAUUGGAGUACAACCAUUUUUCUUUUUUACCAUUAAGGAUGAAACACUUGUUUCUUUUAAAACACCAUCUUUAAAUGUUUUUCUACCUCCUAACUAAACCCUCGGACUUAAGACAUGAUCUUUGGAGCUGUUGACGCCCUGCUCAGGGUUAAACAACAACGUCUUUACAUUACCUUCAUUAAUAAUUUGUCAAUCUAUCCUCUUGGGUUUUUUUUUUUUUUUUUUUUUGGAGCAAAAGUCAGGUCCUCUCUCAUUUCAACAGGUCCUCUUGUUGGUGAAUACACAGCAAUCUUCUAAGGGUAUUAGGAUUUCUCGGAGCAGACAUAGUAACAGAUAGUUGCAGAGUUUCUUCUGUGUUUUAACCACAACGUCUUAACCAUUAUUUUAACACUGAGACAAAUGACUCCCUUUAAUUCGUUAACAAACACAUUUGUAAGAAUUCUGGUCAGCAAAACCCCCAAAAGAACACCUGUGUGUCUCUCUCUCACACACCCACCCCCGCACACCCACAUGGUCAUCAGAGGUCAUAAAUGUACUGCUGGGACAUGGGAUGUCAAAGCAUAGACAAAAGCUUAUGUAUUUAGCGACAGUUCUGUGUAAGUAUCCUCGUUGGUGAACCAUUUUCUGAAAUCUUGUUUAUAGUUUAAACAAAAUGCACGACUCUUUUAAAACACCGUCUUUAAAAAAGGUUUUUUCACCCUUAAAAUAACCUGGUUAGCAGGUAGGAUAUGUAAUACAUAUUUUCAUUUUCUUCAGGCAUAUUGUCACUUCAGUCUUCACAACAAAUAACACUGAAGGUUUUGACCUUUCUUUCAGUAAAAGAGAACAACGACAUCAUACAGCCUUGAAGGACUGUAGAAAUUUUUAUUUUACAUCCUAAAGGGUUAGGUUUAGAAGGCAUGUAAUACGCGCAUUUCUUAUAAAACACCGUCUUUAAAACAUUUACCUCCUAAAGGGACCUAUUUAGAAGGUAUGUAAAAACUUUUUUUUUUUUUUUUAACAUUUCUUCGGGUAUAUCAAUGUUUUAGAGUAUUUAUUUCAGUAAAUUUUUAUUCAAAGUCAUGCCAAUUUCUCAAAAGUGCAAUCAAUAAAGUUUAAUUUAUUUCACAAGCUUACAUUCUGCUCAUUUAUGUUCACAUUCAACCAUCGUGUAUUUUCUAAAAGCGGAGCUAUACAAAACAAACCCCCACAAUCUAAAUUUAA
Ictalurus punctatus (channel catfish) is the source of this 3571-nucleotide messenger RNA. Its product is annotated as TBC1 domain family member 10A. The transcript has 5 exons. NCBI's taxonomy places the organism in Eukaryota, Metazoa, Chordata, Actinopteri, Siluriformes, Ictaluridae. The record is from RefSeq and is a predicted model, not a curated record. Bases 1 to 1215 code for a protein of 404 amino acids.